Molecule: messenger RNA, 1722 nt
Organism: Pestalotiopsis fici W106-1
Lineage: Eukaryota; Fungi; Ascomycota; Sordariomycetes; Amphisphaeriales; Sporocadaceae
Exons: 1
Coding region: 1-1722 (573 amino acids)
Source: RefSeq, a predicted model, not a curated record
AUGCUUUCCUUCUUGACGAGCCGGCCAGUUGCGGCCGCCGCUGGGAUUCUCGCGGCAUCCAGUGUAGUCAGUGCCAUUGAUUCGGUCAGCUUUGAUUCGGGAACAUACGGUACCGAAGAGACGCCUUACCAGACCUACACAUCUAGCCCUGCGCUUACACCACCGGAGCUGCUCAUCUACUCCAACACAUCCUCUGCCAUCACCGAUGGCUAUGUGUUCUUUGGCGUCGAUGGAACCUCGGACUCGGGUCAAAUGGGCCCUUGUAUCUUUGACAUGAGUCCAGGAGACAGGCUAGGCACUCUGGUCUGGACGAGCCCCGACUACAACAAGACCUUUGAUGUUAGUCUGCAAACCUACAAGGGAGAACCCGUCAUUACUUUCUGGAAUGGAACACUUCUGGACGGUUUUGGCCACGGAUCGUACUACAUCCUCAACCAGUCUUACAACGAGAUUGUGCACUUCUCUCCCGUCGGCUACACCGAAUAUGGAGAUCUGCACGAGUUCCGUAUCACCGACGACGAUACCGCCUUGGUCACCCUGUACAUUAUCAAGCAGACAGAUUUGACGACUGUCAACGGAACCGAGGACGGCUACUUCUACGAUGGUGCUUUCCAGGAGAUCGACAUUGAGACUGGCGAGCUCCUCUUCAUGUGGAACUCGUCAGACCACGUUGCGCUCAACGAGACCUACAACGAGAUUGGUAGUGCUGGAGAUGAGACUACGCCCUUUGACUACUUCCACAUCAACUCGGUCACCAAGGACGUCGAGGGCAACUACCUGAUCUCGUCGCGUACGACUUGGGCCCUGUACAAGAUCAACGGCACCACUGGCGACAUCAUCUGGCGCCUCCACGGCCGCAACUCUGACUUUACCGUGACGGACGCCGACUUCAAGUGGCAGCACAAUGCGCGCUGGACCGAUACCACGGCUCAGACGCACAUUUCCAUUUUCGAUAACCAGGGCGAGAACGACGACACGUACUCUCGCGGAAUGCUUCUGGCCAUUGACCAGGACGCCAUGACGGUCACCCUGGAGCAGGAGUUCCACAACGGCGACUCGACCUGGUCCAUGUACGAGGGCAACCUGCAGUGCCUCAACUGCACGGAUCUGAGCUCGGGCAACUGGUUCAUGGGCUACGGCAACCAGCCCUACUUUACCGAGUACAGCGCCGACGGCACCGUCGUCAUGGACGUCCAGUUCGCCGUUGACAAUGCCGUCAACUCGUACCGCGCCUACAAGUACCCCAAGACCAGCUGGGUGGGCAAGCCCACGACCAACCCCAACAUCUCCUGGGACACGAGCAGCGAGGGCGUCUACUUUUCCUGGAACGGCGCCACCGAGGUCGAGACGUGGGCCGUGUACACGGCCGACGCGGCCGACAGCACCGCCGACUGGACCGAGGUGACGUCGGGCACGCGGGCCGGCUUUGAGACGCUCCUCGACCUCUCGGGCUCCAGCGACAGCCUGAGCACCUACAUUCGCGGCAAGGCCCUCGACGCCUCGGGCAGCGUCCUCGGUCUGACCGACGCCACCGACGGCACGUCUUUCUACACCCUGGACGACGAGUCCACGCCCACGACCUCGUCGUCGGGUAGCACCACGUCGGAUGCCGCCUCGGCGACCUCCACGGACGACGAUGACUCGGCUGCCGGCAUCCUGGCGCCGAGCACUGUGUUUGGUGGAGUUGCGCUCGUCGCAGCUGUCGUUGCGCUGGUCUGUUAA